CCGACCUCUGCAGCACAAGCAGGCUGUCCGCCCGAACGGGAAUGGAAUGGCCGUGCUGCUGCACUGGUACCCACAGGAAAGCGAGGCUGCAAGUUCGCCUCUGCCGCCUCGAGCAACUGCACAGAAGAUUUUGAUCCAUGCAAUGGUAAAAGCUCUGUCCACAACUGGCAAAGCAAUGGCAUUGAUAUUCUACACAAACUGGACAUGGAGACUACAAAAAAGUGCAAACUGUCAGACUGGAUGAAAGCCCAAAUGAAUAAUUCAUUUUCAGAUGCAUUAGGCUGCAGCACAGAUGUAACUGGAGAGGAAGAUUACUUAGUUUAUGAUGGAGAUCUAGGAAUAAACUGUAAAUAUAACAAUAAUUCAGAUAAUCUGAAUGCCUGUAGUUGUACAAAAUAUAUUUCUGGUAUUUUAAACUUAGCCUGUUCUGAAGAUAACAAAAAUAUAAAAGCAGCAGCCAAUUAUGAAACUCCUCUACAGCCUGAAGAAUUCUCCAGUCAUCACAGAGGCACCAGAGGAACAACUGGAGCUCCAACUGAAAUGCCUGGAAGUGAAGCUUCCUUUAAGAAGGAAUUACCUGUUGGUAGUUCCAGUAAACCAGAUAGCAAAGAACAUAUAACUACCUCCAAGAUGUCCAAUGUCCUCCUGCGUCAUUUUUCUAGGGGAGAAUUACUAAGCACAUGCCACUUAAUUGAAAGUGAAACAAUACCAGAGAUGUCCUUUACUGAAAGUAUCGAUGACACUGGGAGCAAACCUGAGCCUUCAGAACACAUCAAAGGCCCUCUAGUGCAUGAACAAUGGGCAAUGAGCUCCGAGGAGCAUCCAUUAGAAAACCACAAGGAAGUAAAGGCUCGUGACAAAAAUGGAAACCCGUUAAAUGAAAAUAGAUCUGUUUCAAAGAAAUAUGUUUUUUCUUCUGGUCAGUGUGGGUGCCGACAAGAAUAUUCACAACUGACUAAUGAGACUGGAAGUACACAGAGCUUUGAAAACAUGAAAGAUGAGAGAGCCCUGUUUAAGAAAACAGUUUCACCUUGUGAGCUCAAAUAUGGGCAAGGGCAAGCUCACUAUUGCCUUCCUAACUUCUCUGAAGUUGCAGUACUGAAAAAACCUGACCAUAUUACCUCAGUUCCUUCAACUGAGAGAGUAAAACCCUUUCCUAUUUUGCUAAAUAAAUCAUUAACUGUGAACAGCAUUUUGGAAAAUAAUAAUUACUUCAAUUCUGCUGAAGUAGACAAUCAAGAAGAAAGGAGUAUUUCAGAACUGCUGCAACAGCUUCAGGUACUUCCUCAGUCAGACUUCACAAAUGCUAUUUCCUCAGGACACACUAGGACACCACCUGAUGCCAUCAUGUUACGUGCUCCUGUCCCUGUGCAACCUACACGUGGUUUGCUUAAAGCAAGACUGCAGCCUGGAACAGCACUACCAGCAGCUGGGACAGUAGAAGCACAGUGUCUAAAUCCUUCUGAUUCACUGCCAGAACUAACACUAGGAGAAAAGAUGUCUCAAAUACUAAAGGAUCAGACAGAGCAACUGACUAAGAAAGUGGAAGACUUCUCUAAGCAUAUGAUCCAGGAAACACACUUUUUGCAAGACAAAUAUCUGGCAUUAAAUCAACUGAAAAGAUACCUUGAUGCCUUGGAAAGAAAUUAUUUAAAAGCUAGAGAAGAGCACCACAACUUACAGCUGCAGAACUACAAGGACAAGCCUAUCAACCUUGGAGAGUUUGAUCCUGAGAGAAGGGUGGAAGGAGAGAUAUUCAGGCUUGGCACGCUGCUUGAAGACAUUCAAGAACGAAUCGAUGGCAGCAAAGGCGGCCUUUCAUCGUUACUGACUUCCUGUCAAUCUGCUCAGUCUUUCUGUGAGAGCUCAGCAGUUUCAAGCACUGCUGAUUUUCCACAAAGAAGAGGUACCGAAACUCCAUCUUUUCACAAGAACUAUGAUGGAGAAAGAAAUCAGACAACUGAUGUAAUCCCACCAACAAAUCAACUUUCUUUAGAAGGCAAAAAAUGCAAUCUUUGUCUUCACAUAAAUACAGAUAUCCCGGAAAGAAAAACUGGAACAUCUCCACUCUUCAUACAGAGAAAACCAACUGAUUUAUCAGAUACCAACCUGAGCAGCGAUUCAGAGGACUUCUCAGCCUGCGAUUCUUAUAAUGAUUCACAAAGCAAGGACCUUGUCAACUGUGACACUCUAAGUUACAAAUCAUUAAAUACAAGAUUAUGUGGAGAGAGAAAAGGACUUAGAUGCAAAUGCCCCAGGGGAAGCAGAGAUCAAGUAAAACUCAGGAAUUACAAAGAGUCUGUUCAGUCUUGUACCUUAUAUAGAAAAAGCAGCUCUGGUUCAUCCUCUUAUUCACAAAAGAGAAUCUCCACCCAGAAGACUCAAAAAACCAAGCAGCCAGGUGAAGCUGUAACCAGACUUUGUGAAAGGAAAUCCUUUGAGGCUGCCAAAACCUGCUGUUCAAGCACAUAUGAUAAAAUUAUCCUUUCACAUCAAUACCUACCCAGUAAGAAAUCUGCCCAAAGAAAAUCUGCAAUCAACAUCAGAAACACCAAUGAUUCCUAUGUAAAUGUUUUAACUUCUACUCUGGAUCAUGCCAUAGAGACAGCAAACAGUUUGAAGAAAGCUACAGAGCGAAUGGUACAAGCAGUUUCAGAAGAUCUAGCUAAAGCUAAAAGAAAACCAUUUUAAUUAUCUAGUUCAAAUGCUAUAUUGUUCUGGUGGUUCAUGCUGUUAGUAGCAUGUUCAAGUGUUAGUAUCUCUGCAAAAAUAAAAUCAUGAACACAAACAUGAAAAAGUCAGCUAACUAACUUUGUCAGCUGUUCUGUACCUAUUAAUACUAAACCAAACUAGAGCAUAUAGGUAUUCCGUAUUUACACUCAGUCUUAGAACUGUAAAAGAAAUUAUUAAUUCUACUGAAGAUCUUUAGGAGGUUGGCUGAUCCCCAUUACUGUGUACAGAUACCUUCUCCAAGUAUUCACUUAAGACAGCUUAACAAAAAUUGGCUUAAACACACAAAAUUAACUUUCAGACUUGUAUUUUCUCCCCAUUCCCCAAGUGUGAGAAUAAACCUCAGUCAUUACUACAUAUCAUUUCUUCCCAUAUUUGAACAGCAGCUGCUUAAUCACACCAAGAGAAAACAGCCUCUGUACCUGAGACAUCUAGAAGCAAACAUCAUGUUAACAUACCAAGUCAUAGUCAACAUUUGGAAUUAUUUUGGUUUUAGGGUGCCCUACAUUGUUUAAGAAACAUCCUUGUCUGUUGCAAUGUCGGAAUUACACAAUUUGUUGUUUAUGUGCUAGGAACAAUUAAAUUGGUUCCUUCAAUGUGAUGUCCUUAACUUCUCAGAUAUAUCUGGCUUUGACAUUUUAGCUGAUAGUAAGUAGCUUGGAAAAUUUUUAAAUACUAUAGAAAUUCAGUAAGCCAAGAAAAGUCAUCUAUUAUUUUCCUUCUAACAUCCAUUUAAUUGAAGUGACUAAAGAGAAACAGUAAAUAGCCUUGUUUUAUCAGGAAUGCUAUUCACUGAAGGCAAAGUACAUAAGGACUGAUGAAAACCAAAUUAGAAAUGGCAGUACAUGCCUUAAAAAGGACAGUCAUUUUCAGGCAAACCUGAGCAAUUUCAUCGGUGGUGGAUACAGAAAUAAUACAGAUUGUUCAGACAAGCAGUGACAGCUAAACUCACUGCCAUGUGCCACUUACUCACUAGCCUGAGUCAACAGCUUUUUUUAGGGUCUCUUCCACCCUUCACAGCAAACAAUAUCAUUCAACUCUUUUCCUCCUUAGCCUCUUACUGUAUAUCCUUAUAACUUCAUUUGCCUCUGCUUAUUAUCCCUGAUUUUGCUUUAUUUAUUUUAAUGUUUGGAAUGUCCCCAUUAUUUGCAAAUGAACUUAAUAAAUAACUACUGCAGCUUCCUAAAUGCAAUAAAGAUUCAUCUCUCACAGAAAUCUCUCCACAUCACAAGAACAGCUUGUUCUACACCUUUUGUUUAUCCUGGAUCCCUGCACCUGCUGUCCUGUGCCUGACAGCAACUGCCUAAGAAAGAUCAGACUGAAUAGGACAAUCACAUAGUGAUGUCAGAACAUUCUCUGACAAAUUGAAAACCAAGAAGCCCUCCAAAUCAGCAGUAACAUUUAUAUAUAUUAGCCCUACAAAUACUUGUCUUAUGUUGAGGAUAUUUUUCCUCAUAUAACAAUUUACGUUAUGUCAUUACUGCAUGACAUCUUGGAUAUUAAAGGUCCUUUAGUUCUGAUUUGACAGCUGCAGGUUUCAUGUGUUACUUCACAUACUGAUUAGAAAGAUAAUCCUUCAGUCGGAAUACUAACAGGAUUUCUGUGGCUUCCAUCACACACUCCACCAUGAUUUUUUUAACCUUGGUCAAGGGGAAAAAUGUCUAGCCAUUCUUGACAUGAAGAUUGUUCUAUCCCUUUGAUUUUCCUUAGUAAUUUCUGAAUCUUGUCCAGAUUUCCAGAUUCAACUUUAAAAAUCAGCUGCUGGGCCCACAUGUAGGAUAAGGUCAGUAUUUUAAUAUGCAUAACAUGAAAAUAUGAACUUUCAAAAUUAUACUAUACAUUGUACAUGCACUCUGAAAAACUAAGUUUUUGUUUAUCCUGACAGAAUUCUUUCCCAUCCUUGAUAAUAUCAUUCUUGAUCUAGAAAAAAUGUAGCAGAGAAGAUCCUUGGGAAAAAAAACCCAAAUGUCUUGAAUAGAACUUCCACCUACCCCCUUCACACCAAUAUGUAGCUCAAAACAGCUUGUAAGAUGUCCUAUCAUAAAGCAUGUUUAUUAUUCCACCUUUUCAGUAACAUUUGGCUUUGCUUUGCCUGAUGGAAAAGGAGGAUAAGGGAUACAAAAAAAACCCAACAGAUUAAGACUUGAGUUAUCAGCUAUCAGGCUGAGCUGGUGAUAGGCCUGAAGCAAAGACAUAGGAAAAGACUACUCCUGAAUAUACAUAAGUAAUCCAGAAUUGUGAGCUUGUAUUUCUUCAACUCUAUGAAAUUAAAAAAUAUCAACACAAUUUAUUUCAGUAGUAUAUAAAAUCCAUUAUUUCAGUCCUUAACUGUAACACUAAUAUCUGCUAUUUUCUUCUGUACUUAACUACUUUCCAGCUUUAGGAAUUGGAAAAGAAAUUGCACCUACAUAUAGCUGUUAAAACAAAUUUGGGAUCUUCUUGCCAAAGGUGUAAGAAAUACAUAUAAUUUUGGUGUAAUUUCUCAGUACUAAUUUCAAAGUGUGCAUAUUUCAUAGGACAACAUUGAACACAGCAUUUCUUAGAUAAGUAUUUUUACUCUGGAUUUCUACAGUGAUAGUGUUAUAAACUAGAAUUCACAAAACCAACACAGAUAUUUCUGCUGCAUUUUUUAAGGUUGUGAUGUACAUGGUAUUUGAUGAACCAGAUGAUUUAAGUGUUGCUCUGUAGCCCCACUGAAAAAGAUUGUCAGUGUAGAAUCAGUUCCAAACUCAUUUAGGUGCAUUUGAAAGCUACUUAUUCUCAUCAUUCCCCAUGUCCUGCAACAUUUCCGAAUCAUGUCACAUUCUCCCCUUUCAUUCCUCUAUGAUGUAGGGGGAGAACUUGACCUUUUUCCACCUUCUAAUUAACUCUGAAUGAACUCAUCUAGCAAAAACAUUCUCUUAAAGUACUGGUUAACCUGAGAGCAAAAAAUAAAGGGAAAAAAUCCAAAAUCACAAAACAAAAAAUAAAUACUCAUCAUUGGAAAUAAUGUAAACAAAAGGACAUAAGUAAUCUAUUUUUCAUUAUAACAUUUCUCUUGGAUUCUACAUACAACAAACUAAUAUUUCAAGACACAUAAAUACAACAGCCCUUUAAAAGAUCAGUAAUUUUAAUUAAUUUUUAAAGAGAAAUCUAAACAUUACCAGUAUUACAGAACUCAUACAAUUUGAUUUUUUAUUGUCUUCAAUGCAAAUUUAAGUAUUUAUUUCUUAGUAUAUAACAAAUUUUUUUAAAAAG
Messenger RNA from Cyanistes caeruleus (blue tit), 5967 nucleotides. Lineage: Eukaryota; Metazoa; Chordata; Aves; Passeriformes; Paridae. The record is from RefSeq and is a predicted model, not a curated record.